CGGCCGAGCCGUGGCCAUGGCUGGGGCGGCGGGAUGCGCCGCCGUUGCGCGCCGUCUCCUCCCGACGCUCCUCUCCUUCCUGCUGGCCUCUUCCAGCGGCCCCGGAGCGGCGGCCAACACCCAGGUCAUGGGAGCUGCCCUUGGUCCCCCACUCGGAGACCCCCAAGUGGCCAUGUUCUGUGGGAAGCUGGUUUUGCAUCUGAAUGUACAAACAGGUCGUUGGGAGCCAGAUGCCUUCGGCACCCACACUUGCUUCCGUACCACCGAAGAGAUCCGCAGCUACUGCCAGGAGGUAUACCCCGAGCUGCAGAUCACCAAUGCUGUGGAGGGAACCCAGCCUGUCGCGAUCGACAACUGGUGCAAGAAAGGGCGACCCAAGUGCAGAAACCAUCGGCACAUCGUGGUUCCCUAUCGGUGUCUGGUGGGUGAAUUUGUGAGCGAGGCGCUCCUCGUGCCCGACAAAUGCAAGUUCCUGCAUCAAGAGAAGAUGGACUCAUGUGAGAGCUACUUGUAUUGGCAUAGCGUGGCAAAAGAGGCCUGCAGCCCUGAGGAACUGGUGCUUCACAGCUACGGCAUGUUGUUGCCCUGCGGGGCUGACCGCUUCCGGGGGGUCGAGUACGUGUGUUGUCCCUUGCGCCCAGCACCGGUCAGGGUCGAACAAGCCACUGAGGCCCCGCCAAGCCUUGCCCAUAUGAGGGCAGAAGCAGUGUACAGCAACAAGGUUCCAACAGCUCGCAUCCCAACGGAAGAAGAAAGCCUGGAGCUGGAAGAUCGGGACCUGGAGGAGGAGGAGGAAGAAGUGGAGGAGGAAGAGGAGGAAGAAGAAGAGGAGGAGGAGAGCCCUCCAGACAAUGCCUCAGACACAGACCCCUUCCCUAACGCCUGGGAUGACUACUUCGUGGAGCCGGGUUACUACGACGACAGCAUCACCCAGACGACCAUCACCACAACUACUCAGACCACUGAAGAGGAUGUCAAAGUGACCCCAACCCCUCGCCCGACAGAUGGAGUGGACGUUUACUUUGAAAUGCCUGGAGAUGGGAGUGAGCACGCCAACUUCCUGAGAGCCAAGAUGGACCUGGAGGAGCGCCGCAUGAGGCAGAUCAAUGAGGUGAUGAAGGAGUGGGCCGAGGCCGACAACCAAGCCAAGAACUUGCCCAAGACUGACCGCCAGGCACUCAACGAGCAUUUCCAAUCCAUCCUCCAGACAUUAGAAGAGCAGGUAGCCAAGGAACGACAGCGACUGGUGGAGACCCACCUUGCCCGGGUGGUGGCCCUGCUGAAUGAUAACCGCCGUGCAGCACUCGAGAGCUACCUGACGGCUGUGCAGAGCGAUAACCCUCAGCCGGACCGCGUCCUGGCAGCCCUGAAGAGGUACGUGCGGGCAGAACAGAAAGACCAGCGGCACACCCUCCGCCACUACCAGCACGUGGCUGCUGCCGAUCCCGAGAAGGCUGAGCAAAUGAAGUUUCAGGUUUAUACCCACCUCCAUGUCAUUGAAGAACGGAUGAACCAGAGUUUGGCUUUGCUGUACAAGAAUCACCAGCUGGCUCAAGAGCUCCGCGGGGACAUUGAGGAGCUGCUGCGAUCAGAACGGGUGGCAACCAAUGACCUGCUCACCACCUCCAUCUCGGAGACACGCACCACUGAGGAGUUCCUCCCUGUCGACAGUAGUGAGGACAUGGCUGCUGAGAGUCAUUCAUACCCACGUGAUGGAGAAGCUUCUGGUCUGGCUGAAUAUGACUACCCAACCAGCGACAAAGCCUUGCUCUAUGAGUAUGAACGGAAAGUUAAUGUGUCUGCCUCGGACCUCAAAGGCCUGGUGUACAAAUCCCAAGAGAUCCAACGUGACGAGUUGGAACCAGACACCUUGGUGACCAUCAAUAGGGGCGCCCUGAUCGGCCUUCUAGUGGUGGCUGUGGCGGUUGCCAUGGUGAUCAUCGUCAGUCUCCUGAUGGUCCGCCGGAAGCCCUACGGGACCAUCAGCCAUGGCAUUGUUGAGGUUGAUCCGAUGGUUAGCCCCGAGGAGCGGCAGCUGAACAAGAUGCAGAACCACGGCUACGAGAACCCCACCUACAAAUUCUUUGAGGAGAUGAACUGAGUCCUUCGGUGCUAAGGGGGUGGGGGAGGGGUGGGGAAUGUGGUGUGUCACUGGGGGAGGCGGGCAUUACCAUGGGGGUGGGAAGGGGGUGGUAUCUACAGGGGGAGAGGGGUAGGUUCUCCAAACACUUCCCCCACCGAUCUCCUCUCCCUCUGCUCUGACUGAGCGUUGUCCUUUUGUCCUCACGGAUUCCUUUUGUUCCCCCGCCCCCCAACUGCCAUAUUCCUCUCCAUGCAUACCUUUCUGGGCUUUAUGGCUCCCAUUGCUAGCCCCUCCCCACAUCCUCUACCCUCAAUUCUCACAAUUCCUUAGGGCCCCUCCCCAAUACUGCUGGUCUCAGAUGCCGUUUCCAGGUAUCUCGGCUCGUCUGGCUACCUCCGCAAAGCACCCAGAUCCCACGCUUGAACCUGCAGUAUCUUGGAAAAACGGGGAUGGGGGGGCACGCCGAGGACCACACGCCUGCACCCUUAACGACUCAUGCGCGCACAUCGCUAACCAGUGCUCAGUCGCUUGGGGCUGUCACACAAACUUCCUCUUUGACCUUAACACAGACGGACCUUAGCUUUGACAAGAAAGACCCCCCCACACCUCCGAAUUUUUUGUGCAGAUAACACCACAUCCCACUGAGCCCCAGCCUGUCCACUGCCCUUUCUGUCCACCGCCACUCAUUUGUAACCCCACCUUUUUCUUUGGUAGCUCGUGCACAAGAUAAAGAUUGUGCACACUCAGAUUUACCCCCCUUGCUAACCCUGCCGGCCUCUUGUGUAAGAAUCCACGUCUGCCUACACUUGCUUGCCUCACUCCCCCCCCCCACCACCACCACUUACCUUGUAUUAUGCUUCCUUUUUUCACCUCCUCACUAUUUGCACUUAAUUUAUUGGAAAGCAAGCUGUGAGGGCGAUCGCAGCGGGUGAGCCCUUCCACUUUCCUUGUUCCCAGUAACUUCCAUCAGCACCUUUACUGACUCGUUCAGGGAGGGGAGAAGAGAAAAUUGAAAGCAAACCCCCCCCCCCCCUCGCUUCCACUCCUUAACGAUGUAAGGGAGACAGGUGAAGUUGCUGAAAACAGACAAGAGGGCUGGUCUUUGUCCAUCCCGGGAGUUCCUUGGCUUGGCCCUAAGGUCACCAGUGGCAAUAGAGGCAGGAGAGUCCAUUUCUGGGUGAGACUGAUUUUUGCCCUCUGCAAGCAGGACAUUUCCCCGAUAGUGGAACCUCGCCGAUCACUGCAAGGGUGGUCAUGCUAUGACAUUUGUCGUCAUCUUCCAAAGAUCUUUGGGAACAAGCCAUCUUGGAAGAGAAGGAGGAGGACGGUGGCCCGCUGAGGCCGCUGUGUUGCCUUGCAAUGACAUCUGCCCACCAAAACUUUUCCCUACUGCUGGAGGGUGGGAGGUGGCUCUUGGUUUCACCAGCUUUUACAGGGUCGCCGACAGGUGGCAAAUUAAGGAAAUAGACUACAUUGGUUGACUUACACUACUGGCGCUUAGGGGGUGGAUUUUAGAACACUAGCGGGGGGGGGGACUGAUUUUUGGUUUUGUUUGUUCGCUUUCCCAAGACCUAAUUAAUUAAUGAUCAUAGGGCAUUAUGUGUGAAAUAGCCAGGAGAUCCCGGAAGGGAUUGUUUGGCUGCUGAAACUAUAGCUCUUUUUGGCAUCAGUAGUUGGCAAGCUAUGCUUAUUUUUUAGACUGAGAGUGCCGUGACUUGCCUAAGGUCACCCACCUAGCUUCAAGUGGGGGAACUGGACCUGGUUCUCCAGAUUAGAUUCUCAGCCAUGACACCAAGCUGAUUCUGUCCCAAGACCUAAUCCUCCUGGACAGGCAUUAUGGUAGAGGGAGGAUUCUACCCAUGAAAAGUUGCCAGAGCCCAACCCACCAAUAGGGCUAUUGCCACUCUACCAGUUGCACAGCAAUACACAGGUUUUCUCAUGUGCUGAGUUCCCCACAUCACAGGAGACUAGACACUUGGAGACCUGGAAGAAACAGGAAGCCCCCUGUGAAAGCUGGCAGCCCCCCACUCACCCCACGCACACACACACCAAGGAUGUGAGCAGGCAGAUCGGCCACCUGCAACCUUUCUGGUUCCUUGCCAGACUCGGUUUGGGGAAGGCGUAAUGUAGCGUGUCCAGAAACACGCUCUGUUAUUCCGUUGUUUGCCUAUUCACUCCCUGCCUUUCCUUCCUCCCUCGCCCCACUUUCUGUUUAGUUCUUGUUCCUUUUUACUGUUAGUUUCUUUUUAAGAAAAGCUGACAUUCUUGGAAUCAAGAUGCAAAAAUAUGUCAAACCAGGAACUGGAUUUCAAUUGCCAGCCCUCCCACCAAACUAAUAAAAUAUUGUCACUUCUCUAA
Molecule: messenger RNA, 4441 nt
Organism: Heteronotia binoei (common prickly gecko)
Lineage: Eukaryota; Metazoa; Chordata; Lepidosauria; Squamata; Gekkonidae
Gene: APLP1
Product: amyloid beta precursor like protein 1
Exons: 16
Coding region: 17-2101 (694 amino acids)
Biological process (GO): central nervous system development; axonogenesis
Cellular component (GO): Golgi apparatus; plasma membrane
Molecular function (GO): heparin binding; alpha-2A adrenergic receptor binding; transition metal ion binding
Source: RefSeq, a predicted model, not a curated record